Molecule: messenger RNA, 1059 nt
Organism: Cryptomeria japonica (Japanese cedar)
Lineage: Eukaryota; Viridiplantae; Streptophyta; Pinopsida; Cupressales; Cupressaceae
Product: phospholipase A1-Igamma3, chloroplastic-like
Exons: 1
Coding region: 1-1059 (352 amino acids)
Biological process (GO): lipid metabolic process
Molecular function (GO): glycerophospholipase activity
Source: RefSeq, a predicted model, not a curated record
AUGGGUGGUAUAUUUUCAUUUCCCUCAGUGGGUAUUGACAAUCAGUCAAGUCAUAGUUUAGUUUGCCAAUCUAGCUCAUCACAACCAUCUUCAAUCCAUGUUCAUGACAAUAGACAUGGAGAAGAAGGAAGCCAAUCUCCACAGCUGUGUGAGGUAUGGAAAGAUAUACAAGGUUCCCAAAAUUGGAAUGCUUUGCUGAACCCCAUGGAUCCCAUUCUCAAAGUUGAAGCUCUGAGGUAUGGAGAAUUUAUAAGGGUUUGUUAUAACGCUUUUAAUGGUGAAAGGAGUUCCAAAUAUUAUAGUACAUGUAGGUAUAGUAGGAGAGAACUGUUGGAGAAGAUAGGCAUGUCUCAAUGUGGGUACCGAACCACUAAAUAUAUAUAUGUCGAUACUGAGGUGUUAGGCUCGUCUUUUUGCCAGAAAUCCGAAGAGAGAGCUAUUUGGUUAGGGUUUGUUGCAGUCUGCGACAAUGCAAAGGAGAUUAAGAGGCUUGGACGACGAGACAUUGUGGUUGCAUGGAGAGGAACCCAGACAACUCAAGAAUGGAUACAAGAUCUGAAGGAUGUUCGGGUGCCCGCUAGAUUAUCUUACGAGUGUCAAAGAACGACCAAAGAUCGUCAUUCAUCACUUCCAUCUGCAAAUGAUGGAGUUCGAAUUGAGAAAGGAUUCCUAAACUUUUAUACUUCGACAAUGCAUGAGGAGGAAGAUUGUGGUGGAAAGCGCGUGACCAUGAGCGCAAGAGAUCUAGUGAUUGCAGAGAUAAAGAGAUUGCUCCAAGUCUACAAGAAUGAAAUGGAGAAUUUGAGCAUAACGUUUACUGGGCAUAGUUUAGGAGCUGCCCUGGCAACGUUGAGUGCUUAUGAUACAAAAGGACUCCUUAGAGCUAACCAUUUUAUUGAUAUUCAUGUAAAAGUGUUUUCCUUUGCCUCUCCAAGAGUAGGAAAUCUUGCAUUUGCUAGAAAGGUGGAGGAGAUUGGGCUCAAAGUAUUGAGGUUUGUAAACAAGUGGGACGUGGUUCCAGAAGUGCCCGGAGUUUUCAUGAACGAGAGGAUGGGAUGA